Messenger RNA from Penicillium macrosclerotiorum, 1518 nucleotides. RefSeq names its product phosphomevalonate kinase (gene erg8). Bases 1 to 1518 code for a protein of 505 amino acids. The record is from RefSeq and is a predicted model, not a curated record. The transcript has a single exon. Gene Ontology annotation, biological process: ergosterol biosynthetic process; isopentenyl diphosphate biosynthetic process, mevalonate pathway. Gene Ontology annotation, cellular component: peroxisome. Lineage: Eukaryota; Fungi; Ascomycota; Eurotiomycetes; Eurotiales; Aspergillaceae. Gene Ontology annotation, molecular function: ATP binding; phosphomevalonate kinase activity.
AUGUCCCCCCUACCAUCCUCCGUGACAGCCUUGUCGGCGCCGGGCAAAGUCCUCCUGACGGGUGGAUAUCUGGUUCUGGAUCGUGCCUAUACGGGCACUGUCUUCGCGCUUGAUGCGCGCAUUCAUGUCGUCGUGCAGCAGUUGAGGAGGGGUCAUCGUCGUGGGCAGUCCACAUCAAGCACAGAUCCCAAGGCCGCCGUGUCCACUGGCGAAGGGGAAGAGUCGGAAGCUGAAGAUACCAUCGUGGUGCGGUCGCCACAAUUUGUUAAUGCGGUCUGGGAGUAUCGCGCCCAGCGAUGCGACCAUGGCGGGGGGUCAAGGUGGUUCAAAAAAACGAGGGGUAUGCGAUUCCCUUUCCGCGAAAUAUUGGCAACAUUGGCUUCGAUCACUAAUUCCAUUUCUCUUUCCAGUCCCCGAAACCCGUUCGUUGAAACCUCGCUCAGCUACGCCUUGACCUACAUCAGCUAUGUCGCUGACUCCAAAGAUUUCGGCUCUCUGUCCAUCACCAUUCUCGCGGAUAAUGACUACUACUCCGAGACAACUACCUCCAAAGGUCCUGCGUCCCAGGGCAGGAGUGGACGCUUCGUCAAUUUCGGCGUUCCUCUGCAAGAUGCCCACAAGACGGGACUGGGCUCCUCGGCAGCCCUGGUCACUGCCCUGGUCUCGGCUCUGGUAAUCCACCGAACUAUGCAAGCUGAUGAUCUUGGCGCGGGUCGCGACAAGCUACAUAACCUGGCCCAGGCCGCCCACUGCGCAGCCCAAGGCAAGGUGGGGUCAGGAUUUGACGUCGCUGCAGCCGUUUACGGAUCGUGUCUUUACAAGCGCUUCUCGCCUGCGAUUCUCGAGUCGGUGGGCGAUGUGGGCUCCGCUGGAUUCGAGGAGCGAUUAUUCGCGGUUGUCGAGGAUGCUGACCAGGCACACCCCUGGGACACCGAGUGCGUGGAUUUCGGCAUGCAGCUCCCUCGCGGGAUGCAAAUGGUCCUGUGUGAUGUGGAAUGCGGCUCGCAGACACCGUCAAUGGUGAAGAAGGUCCUCCAGUGGAGGAAUGAGAAUCGCAAAGAGGCCGAUAUUCUCUGGGCUAGUCUGCAGAACAACAAUGAACGCCUGCGACAGGAGCUCAAGCGUCUGGCACAGCACCCGGACGCCACAGCCGAUAAUGACUUCUCUGAAAUUCGCACCUAUAUCGAGCGCACUCGACACCACAUUCGCACUAUGACCCGCCGGACGGGCGUUCCUAUCGAGCCGAGCGUGCAGACUGAGCUGCUGGACAGCGUCUCUGAGAUCGACGGGGUCAUCGGGGGUGUUGUGCCGGGCGCAGGAGGUUACGAUGCCAUUGUCCUCCUGAUUCGGGAUGACCCUACCGUCAUAACUCGACUUAAUCAGCACUUCGCCGAUUACAAGAGUGCCGUGGAGGAUGAUUUUGGCGGCAAAAUUGGCAACGUGCGGCUGCUGGGCGUGCGGCAUGGGUCUGAGGGAGUGAAGAAUGAAAUGCUGGACCAGUACGCUGGCUGGGUCUAG